AUGGUAUCAUUCCACGGAAUGGUCCCGACAAAUAGAAGCAAAAAAUCAAUCUUUCUUUUACAUAUGAGACCAUUCCUUAGAGAGAUACCUCACAUUGAUAUGGAUAGUAACAAAACAAAAGAGUGUACGAACCAAGAUCAAGAUGAAGAUGAAGAAGAAGAAGAAGAAGAAAGUUCAAAGAUAGAGCAACCUAGACACAACAAGAAAGAUCAACAAUCACAAGAAACAACUGGUGGUGCCAACAAUACCAAAGGAACAGAUAUAGGACACUGUAAACUUUUAUCAAUUGUAAAGAAUGAAAAAGGAUUUUAUAUGGUUGGCAAUGGCAAAGGGUUGAGAUCAACAUCGGGUACUUUUACAAAGAACAUGUAUAUCCCAAAAUAUGACAAAAGGCCACCUAUCUAUGAAAUGAUCAACAUAGAUAUCAAAGAAGAACUAAAAGACAGCACUACAACUGAGACGACAGUCUCAUCUCAACAACAAACACAGUCACAGUCACAAUCACCAUCAUCACAAGUACCACCGCUAUCACCAUCACCUAAAGCGAAUCAUGGGUUUCUUGUGGUCGGAUCAAUAUCUGUCCCAUUGAUCAAACAUACAUCGAUCAUAGGAUCAGAGUUUGGUUGUAGAAUCAGAAUCAAACAGGAAUUUGUAGGACCGAAACAUGCAUCGGUGACAGUCACCAACGGCAAGGUCAUGCUCAAGGCACUAGCUCUUGACAGUCCAAACUACUCUGCUCUCAAGGUAGGCACCGACAAGGUGGCCUGUGAUGAAGAGGUAGAGAUUAAAGAGAAUCAAGUGUUUUACAUUGGUGAAAAGUCAAUGUACUAUAGCUUGAAAAAGGUUGAAAAUCAAACGAUGAGCCCUUCAAAGAAAAAGGCUAUUGACGAGGCUGAACAUACCAAGAGGCUGCAACAAGAGGCUGAACAAAAGAAGAAAGCCGAAGAAGAGAAAAAGGCAAACAAAAAGAACAAGUCCAAGAAGAACAAGACUCAGCCAAGACCAUCAUCUCAAAAGGCAACAGGAGAAGGAGGAGAGGAGAAAAAGGUUAAAAAGACACCGACCAAGGAAAAGAAACCAAUCUCUUUUGUUCCAAGCCAACCUAAAACGGUUUCCGUUGAAAGGGACGAGAAUGGAAUCUACCAUGCAGGCUCUAAUAAGGGACUUACAAGUGAAUCAAAGUCUUUUAUGAAGCUAAUGUAUGAACCAGAGAGAAAAAAAAGACUUUCAAAACCUGUUAUCAAAUUUGAUGGUAAAAAUUAG
Molecule: messenger RNA, 1263 nt
Organism: Cavenderia fasciculata
Lineage: Eukaryota; Evosea; Eumycetozoa; Acytosteliales; Cavenderiaceae
Exons: 4
Coding region: 1-1263 (420 amino acids)
Molecular function (GO): protein binding
Source: RefSeq, a predicted model, not a curated record